Molecule: messenger RNA, 2083 nt
Organism: Lagopus muta (rock ptarmigan)
Lineage: Eukaryota; Metazoa; Chordata; Aves; Galliformes; Phasianidae
Gene: BMX
Product: BMX non-receptor tyrosine kinase
Exons: 17
Biological process (GO): intracellular signal transduction; B cell receptor signaling pathway; adaptive immune response
Molecular function (GO): non-membrane spanning protein tyrosine kinase activity; ATP binding
Source: RefSeq, a predicted model, not a curated record
AUGGAGAAAAAGACAAUUCUAUAAGAACUUCUUUUAAAGAAGUCGCAACAGAAGAGAAAAAUGUCACCAGCUAAUUACAAGAAAAGGUUGUUUGUUCUGACAAAAACAAGCCUUGCUUAUUACGAAUAUGGCAAAGAGAAAAGAGGAAGAAAGAAGGGGUCCAUUGAGAUUGAGAAAAUCCGAUGUGUUGAGACAGUGAAUCUUGAGGAAUCAACACCUCCUGUGAGACAAUAUCCUUUUCAGAUCGUGUACAAAGAUGGCCUGCUCUAUGUCUAUGCACCUGAUGAAGAGAGACGGAACAAGUGGCUCGCAGCUUUGCAUAGAGAAAUUAAAGAAAAUACCAAUUUACUAAGCAAAUAUCAUAAAAGAUUCUUCACCAAUGGGAGGUUUCUCUGUUGCAAUCAGACUUGUAAAACGGCCCCUGGAUGUACAACUUGGGAGAAAUAUGUGACUCUAUGUUGCACAACCUGGUCUGUGAAACCAUUGCCUCCAGUCCCUCAAACACUGCUGAGACGUAGAAGCCUGCCUCAGGUUGUAUCAUCAAACAAGGGAAUUCUAAAUAUGGCAGUGGCCCAAUGCAACUAUGAACCCUCAGGAAAUUCAGCUAUCCGUCUUGUCAAAAGCAAUAAAUACCAUGUAUUGCAAGAGGAAGAUUUUGCCUGGUGGAAAGUAAGAGAUUUGGAAGGGGAAAACUCAAGUGCCAGUGAGCACACAUCAGCAGAAGAACAGAGCAUGGCUCAGCAUGAUUGGUAUGCUGCUGGUAUCUCCCGUGCUCAAUCUGAGCAGCUGCUCCAUCAGAAGGGGAAAGAAGGUGCUUUUGUGGUGAGGAAAUCAAGCCAGGCAGGAAUUUAUACUAUGUCUGUACUCAGCAAAUUUCAUGAAAGAAAAAAAGGAACAGUCAAACAUUACCAUGUGCACAAAACCCCUGAGAAUAAGUAUUACCUUACUGAAAAUCACUGUUUUGAAACAAUUCCCAAACUGAUAUACCACCACCAGCACAACUCAGCAGGUAUGGUGCCAAGGCUCCGUCACGUGGUAUCAACACAAAUAAAUAAAGUCCCAGCCACAGCUUCAUUGGGAAAUGGAAUCUGGGAGCUGAAGCGAGAGGAAAUUGUGCCGUUGAGAGAGCUGGGAAUUGGUCAGUUUGGAGCAGUGCAUCUGGGAAAGUGGAAGGGACAAUACGAUGUGGCUGUAAAGAUGAUUAAAGAGGGAGUAAUGUCAGAAGAUGAAUUCACAGCAGAAGCUCAGACCAUGAUGAAACUUAAUCAUCCCAAACUUGUUAGACUGUAUGGAGUAUGCUCAGAAUUGCAUCCCAUCUACCUAGUGAUGGAAUAUAUGCCAAAUGGCAGUUUGCUCAGCUACCUACAGACUCAAGGGAAGGAAUUGCAGCCCCUUCAGCUUCUGGAAAUCUGCUAUGACGUUUGUGAUGCUAUGGCUUUUCUGGAGAGCUGUCAGCUCAUACAUAGAAACUUGGCUGCUAGGAACUGUUUGGUUGACAGCAAUCUUACUGUGAAGCUAUCUGACUUUGGGAUGACAAGGUAUAUCCUGGAUGAUCUGUAUGUAAGUUCUCUAGGAACCAAGUUUCCAGUGAAGUGGUCAGCACCAGAAGUUUUUCAUUACACCAAAUUUAGCAGCAAGUCAGAUGUAUGGGCCUUUGGUAUCUUAAUGUGGGAGGUGUUCACUUUGGGAAAGCAGCCCUAUGAGCUGUACGAUAACAUGCAGGUGAUUGAGAAAGUUUCUCAAGGAUACAGACUUUAUAGGCCGCAACUGGUUUCGGACAUCACCUACCAGAUAAUGUACAACUGCUGGCAUGAGCUGCCAGAAAAGCGUCCUGCCUUUCAUCAGCUCCUGUCAUUUUUUGAGGUGCUGAGAGAAGAUAGCAGGCCUUGAAAAAGAAGAUUCACAUACAGAUGACUGUGCAUACUUGUUCCAUAUCAUCUGCCUUCUGUGAGAGAGUGAAAUCUGAACUCUUCCUGACAUGAGCCACCUCUGUUGUACAGUAUAUUAGUUUCUAAUUUAGUUAGGGAUUUGACCAAGAAGAAUAUGGGGAAAGCUUUUAUGAUAGUCUGCAGGUGACAGCACC